CGGCAGCUCUCCGCCGGCUCGCUCGCCCCGGAUCCGCGGCUGCACCGCUAGCGGAGGCCCGGCCCAGGCAGGGCGGAGGCGGCUCCCGGCAGGGCGCGGGCGGGCCCGGUGUCCCCGCCAGGGCGCGGGCGGGUCGCGUCGCCCCCCGCCACGUCCCUCCCGCCGCGGCCCCGCCGCCCCGUACUUAAGGCGGCGGCGGCGGGCGCCGCUCCUGCUCGCGCCCUGACCGUGUCUCCCCGCAGAAGAUGGCCCCGACGUGCCUGCGGCCCCUGCUGAGGUACCGGUCCUUCGCCAUCCUCUUCUUCACACCGCUGCUGCUGCUGCCACUGCCGGUCACUGUGCCCACACGGGAGGCCAAAUGUGCAUAUAUCAUCAUCAUCAUGGCUGUGUACUGGUGCACUGAAGUUAUCCCACUGGCUGUUACUUCCCUCAUGCCAGUGGUAUUUUUCCCUCUGCUUGGAGUUCAGAGCUCUAAAUCAGUUUGCUUGCAGUAUCUAAAUGACACAAACAUGCUCUUUGUUGGAGGGCUGAUUGUUGCAAUUUCUGUUGAACAGUGGAAUCUUCACAAAAGGAUUGCGCUAAGGGUCCUGCUAAUUCUUGGGGUGAAGCCUGCACUCCUCAUGUUGGGAUUUAUGAUAGUCACUGCUUUCCUGUCCAUGUGGAUAAGUAACACAGCCACCACUGCUAUGAUGGUUCCCAUUGUCCAGGCUGUCCUGGAGCAAAUGGAUAACACUGAAUAUGAUGUGACCAUGAUGGAACAAGCAACCGGGCAAACAAAUACAGUGACUGAGCUGCAGGAAAAGAAUGUAUCAGAUCCCACUACAGUGCAGGUCAUAAGCAAUGGACAAGUCCCUGAUGACCCCAGAUCUUCUGAGGAAAAGAAAAUGAAGAAACGUAUAUGUAAGGGAAUGACGCUUUGUGUAUGCUAUGCUGCCAGCAUUGGAGGAACUGCAACACUCACUGGAACAGGUCCAAACAUGGUAUUGAAAGGCCAGAUGAACCAGUUAUAUCCCAACAAUAAUGAUGUUGUGAAUUUCGCUUCCUGGUUUGGGUUUGCAUUCCCAAACAUGAUUCUGAUGUUGGUACUAGCUUGGCUUUGGCUACAGUGCUCCUUCAUGGGACUCAACUUUAAAAAAAGCUGGGGCUGUGGGACAGAGAGAACUGCUAAAGAAAAAGCUGCAUACAAUGUGCUGAAGGCAGAAAUGAAGAAAUUAGGCCCUAUCUCUUAUGCUGAAUUCAAUGUCCUCAUCAUGUUUGUUUUGCUGGUUCUCUUGUGGUUUUCCAGACACCCAGGCUUUGUAAAAGGCUGGGCCAACAGGCUCUUCCCAGACGGAGAAAAGUAUAUCACUGAUUCUGCUCCUGCUGUGUUUAUUGCCCUGCUAUUGUUCAUCCUUCCUGCUACCAAACCCAAAUUCAUAGGCUGGAAUUCAAGCAUGUCUGACCCCGAACAGACUGAAGAAGAUAUAAAAAAGCCAUUUUUACCAGCCCCACUGCUGGAUUGGAAUGUGGUUCAGAGGAAGAUGCCCUGGAGCAUUGUGCUGCUGCUGGGAGGAGGUUUUGCUUUGGCAGAUGCAAGUGCAAACUCUGGGCUCUCGGCUUGGCUGGGUCAUCAAAUGACUCCAUUAGGAUCUAUUCCACCCUGGGCCAUUGCAACAGUACUUUCGCUUAUUAUAGCUGUCUUCACUGAAUGCACCAGUAAUGUCGCCACAGCCACCCUCUUCCUACCUGUCUUUUCAUCCAUGGCUGCAUCUGUCAAGAUCCAUCCUUUGUAUGUUAUGCUGCCUGGUACUCUCAGUGCUUCCUUUGCCUUCAUGCUACCUGUUGCAACACCUCCAAAUGCAAUAGUGUUUUCCUAUGGCCACAUCCGUGUUUUGGAUAUGGUUAGAUCUGGAAUAGUGAUGAACAUCAUUGGAGUCUUCUGUGUCACACUGGCCAUCAACACAUGGGGAAGACCUAUGUUUGAUCUGGAUACAUUUCCAACCUGGGCAAACAGCACAACUAACCAGUGAGCGAUGAAGAAUUCGUGUUUUGUACAAGGAAUGGACUCUUGAUCCUAUUUUGUUGUUGCCUGAAACCCUGUAUAAAGUCUUGUCACACUUCAGAUCCAGUGUUAGGUGUCUGCUACCUUCUGGGAGUCAAACAUCAGAUCAGGCAUGAACCAACUCAUUCCAAUCAUGGUGGCACCAAAUGUGCUGUUUAAUUUCACAACCCUAAGGAUCAUGUGUCUGGAUCACACGUAUGAUCAAGUGAUCUAUUGUACUUCCAAUUACCAUCAAGAUUUAGAAUUCAUUUAACUUUAAAUAAAGAGAGGGCAAGCUGUUAUAUCAGAUGGUUUGAACUAUUUUAUCCUUGGUAUGCACUUUUAAAUCAUUGUGAUUGAACACUGCACCCAGACAAGGGCUGACAAUUCAUUAGCAGCUAUAUAUAUCCAAAAGUCAGCAUCUGUACAGAGAAAUACCUGUUGUCACUUAUCUAGUGUAAGGUUUGUUAUAUUUUAGUCUGGCCUUAGCCAUGGGAUAAAAUCUUUCGAAGUCAACAUCCAACCAUGUUUUCCAUCACCUUCUUUUCACUCCCAAAUCUCACUGCAUUUAGACACCCUUUUAGAGGGUUGAAAUAACGUAAUUCCAUGCUGGUCAUGAUUCUGAUGAUAUCUUGGGCAAGGAUGAAUUAAGGUUGCCUUUGUGUUUCUUGCACUGUGGUCCUGGCAGGGACAGGAGACUUUCCAUCUCUUGGCCCCGGGUAGAUGUGGUUUCAUGUGCCAAACAGUACUUUGUUAGUGACAGCUUGGAAAUGACUUGUGAACCAUAGGACUUCAUACCUAUGGUGAAAGCUCCUGGAGUUUUCAGAAAGCCCCUGAUGCACGUUAUUAACUCUAGAAUUUUGAAGUGGAGACAAGGCAUGAGAAAGGCUCUGACCAAAAGCCUUGUAAAUAAUAUAGUAUAGCCCAGAUAGUAGGGCUUGUGUUGGCUGAUAGCAAUGGAAGUUGUCUCGUGUAGUUUGGAAUUCAGGUCCCAUGAUAAAAGUGUUUUGUAGAAUCUGUUCAUGUCAUUUCUGAAGCAGAAAAAGUCUAUGGAAAGAUUUUUGUUGGACUAGGUGUAUUGUUGGACCAGGGGUACAUGGAUGCUGGUUAUUCAGCCCUGGAGAUGAAGUUGGGCGGGAAGGCAGUGUGUUGCAGUGAAGAGACCUAUGGCCAUGACCUAAGUUCUGCUUCCAGAUUUGCUGUGCAGCCUCAGACAAGUCAAUCCACCUCUUUUUUGUCUCAUGUUCCCAUUCUGAAAAAGUUGUUAUGUACCUAUCUACCUCACAAGGGUGUUGUGAGGACAUAAGGGUCAAAUUCUGCAUCUUCAGUGAUUCCCUACAUGAAGGAACAGGGUGCAUGAUCUGGCCUCUAGCACAGUAACGUGUAGGAUGUUUUAUAGUUUUGUCAUUAACUUGAAUGUUCUUUACAGAACUGGAAGAAUAUUCACAUUUUGCCUUUAAAAGUGAGUAACAUACAUAUCCACAAAAUCACCAGGUGCUUUUUCUGAGCAGAAAACUACUUCAGUAAUGAUUGGAGUUCUGUGCCUUUAUCUUCAGUGCUCUUUGAAGUUGCUGGGAACCAUAAACUGUUGUUUCUGGUGCCUUCAACAGCACUCUGUCUAGCCAGCUGGUUGCAUGUGGUGCAGCCUCAUACCUCUUCCAUGGUAUGAUGGAGCAUGUGAAUAAACACCAUUCCACUUGCAGAGUAUGUGUAAGGAAGAGACCAAUUCUAGUGCCAAGAAGUGACUUGGUCACAGACAUGUGUCACCACCUGAAGGUUAUCGCAGUAUUUGUUUGAAGGAAUAGAAACCAGAAACCAUUAAGCAGCUUCUGCACUUUGGAAAUCACCACUUAAUGCCAACUUGCAUCUAUAUAUAUCUAAAAGUACUUGAGAAAGGGACUUUUUAUACCUUCUGAUGGACUUCACAAUAGGACAUUUCACUAUUGCCAGGUACUUCACAGUGCUUGUUCUUCAGUAUUGCAGGUAAGAUACAGUGGUGCUCACAUGAUUGGGUAACACUGAGCUUGCCUGUCUCAAUUCAUGCAGAUCCAAAUUCCCUUAAAAAUUGUUUCAGCUAAAAGCUGUAGGACAGGCAGUUCCCUCUCCCAUUUGCAGAAAGAAGAGCUUUUCUCUGUUGCUGUGCAAGUAGAAGACAAAUGCUAUUUUCUUGAAUGGUCACACUGGGUGAUUUAUUGACAGAAGUGCCAAGUCGGGGGAACAUAUAUAUGGGGAAAUAAAGAACUCUGGUUUUAUUAUAAAUAUGGUGCAUUUGAUAUGUCACCUCUCUGUUAACUGCAAGUAUUUCCUUCUGAGACACUUUCAUGGCAUCCUGUAAGUGAUAUAUAUUUAAUUAAAAUGGAAAAGUUGCAGAAUUAGAGCCUGGCAAAUAAAAAUAAAAACAAAAUAAAAUAUAAGAUAAAAUCAAAAA
Molecule: messenger RNA, 4448 nt
Organism: Anas platyrhynchos (mallard)
Lineage: Eukaryota; Metazoa; Chordata; Aves; Anseriformes; Anatidae
Gene: SLC13A5
Product: solute carrier family 13 member 5
Biological process (GO): transmembrane transport; citrate transport; succinate transport
Cellular component (GO): plasma membrane
Molecular function (GO): sodium:dicarboxylate symporter activity; succinate transmembrane transporter activity; citrate transmembrane transporter activity
Source: RefSeq, a predicted model, not a curated record